Molecule: messenger RNA, 366 nt
Organism: Apaloderma vittatum (bar-tailed trogon)
Lineage: Eukaryota; Metazoa; Chordata; Aves; Trogoniformes; Trogonidae
Product: AP-3 complex subunit delta-1-like
Exons: 4
Biological process (GO): synaptic vesicle budding from endosome; synaptic vesicle membrane organization; protein targeting to vacuole
Cellular component (GO): AP-3 adaptor complex; endosome membrane; presynaptic endosome
Source: RefSeq, a predicted model, not a curated record
GCGAAAUACAUCUCCCAGUGCAUCGAUGAGAUCAAGCAGGAGCUAAAGCAGGACAACAUUGCAGUGAAGGCAAACGCAGUCUGCAAACUCACCUACUUACAGAUGCUGGGCUACGACAUCAGCUGGGCUGCUUUCAAUAUUAUUGAAGUCAUGAGUGCGUCGAAGUUUACAUUCAAAAGAAUUGGUUACCUAGCUGCCUCGCAGUGCUUUCAUGAAGGAACUGAUGUAAUUAUGUUGACUACUAAUCAGAUCCGAAAGGAUCUGAGUAGCCCUAACCAGUAUGAUACUGGAGUUGCACUGACUGGCUUGUCCUGUUUUGUUACUCCAGAUCUUGCCAGGGACUUGGCAAAUGACAUCAUGACACUG